AUGGCCAUGUGGAGGACAGUGGGAGCUCUGCUGCUAAUCUUGAAUGCUGUGUUUUGCCAGAGCAAUAUCAGAUGGUGCACCAUCUCAGACGCGGAGCAGAGGAAAUGUCAGGAUAUGUCGAAGGCUUUGGCCGCCAUCUCCAUCCGUCCAUCCCUCAGCUGUGUCAGUGCAACCAGCGCCGAGAACUGUGUUCAGAAACUGCAGAAUAAACAAGCCGAUGCCCUGUCCAUGUCUGCCUCUGACAUCUACAAACUGGGCAAGACUACCUCCCUCAAGAUGGCUGCGGGUGAAUCAAAGUCUGACGGUACCGGUGCCACCUACUAUGCAGUUGCAGUGGUGAAGAAAACGAAGCCUGGCAUCAACAUCAACAACCUGCAAGGAAGAAAUAGCUGCCACACCGGGAAACGCAGAACAGCCGGCUGGAACAUGCCUUUGGGAUAUUUAAUCGACCAGGGAUACAUAUCUGUGAUGGGCUGCAACAUCCCACAGGGUGUGGCGAAUUUCUUCAAUGCCAGCUGUAUCCCCGGAGCAAACGAGCCCGGUGACCCUGCCUCCCUGUGUGAGCGGUGUGUGGGAGACGCUGCCGGAAAUCACAAAUGUGAGUGGGGCAACAACGAGAGAUACUUCAGCUAUCAUGGAGCCUUCAGGUGCAUGGUAGAAGAUGGUGGAGAUGUGGCUUUCGUCAAACACACAACUGUCGAGGAGAACACUGAUGGUAAAGGCCCAGAAUGGGCAGGAACACUGAAGUCAUCAGACUAUGAGCUGCUGUGUCGUGACGGCACCAGAGCUUCUAUUGAUAGGUGGAGAACCUGCCAUCUGGUCCGCGUCCCAGCUCGUGGUAUUGUGGUCGGCAAUCACGUUACUCCCUCUGUGGUGUACAGCAUGCUGAAGGAGGGGCUGGACAAGUCUGGCUUCAACAUGUUUUCCUCUACUGCAUAUGGAGGAGGAACGGUGCUCUUCUCUGAGUCCUCCUCCAUGUUUCAGCAGGCUGGGUCAGAGGACCCCAAAAAGUGGAUGGGUCCCCACUAUUAUAAUGCUCUGAGUGCCAUGGGCUGUACCAUGACAGACCCCCUGCGCUGGUGUGUUUUGUCCAGCGGAGAGCAGAAAAAGUGCACAGACAUGGCCGAUGCCUUCAGAGUGAAAGGCCUGGUUCCACAGAUCCAGUGUGUCUAUGGGGACUCUGUGACUCACUGCUUGAAGAAAAUCAAGAACAACGAGGCUGAUGCCAUCACUUUGGAUGGAGGCUACAUCUACGAUGCAGGCAAAGACUUUGGCUUGGUCCCUGCAACCGGCGAGAGCUACACAGAGGAUCGCGACGGCUCUAUUUACUAUGCAGUUGCAGUGGUGAAGAAGACUAGCUCUGACAUCAAUAAAAUUAGCGACCUACGAGGCCGUCGCUCCUGUCACACUGGAGUGGGCCGUACGGCUGGCUGGAACGUUCCUGUAGCAAUGCUGAUUGAGAGAGGCCUGAUCAACCCCAAAAACUGCGAGAUACCCAAAGCGGUGGGAGGGUACUUCAAGGAGAGUUGCAUACCAGGCGCCAACCAGCCCGGUUACCCAAGCAACCUGUGUGGUUUGUGUGUGGGUGAUGACUCAGGGAGUAACAAAUGUGAGAAGGGAAAAGACCGGUAUGAUGGAUACGACGGCGCCUUCAGGUGUCUGGCAGCGGGAGAUGGUGAUGUGGCUUUCAUCAAACAGGCCACAAUCUUCCAAUACACUGAUGGUAACUCAGCUGAACCAUGGGCAAUGAAUCUCCUGUCCAAAGACUUCCAGCUGCUCUGUGCCCAGGACAGCAAAGCCGAGGUCACGCAGUACAGAAACUGUCACCUGGCCAGAGUCCCCUCCCACGCUGUGAUGGUGCGCCCGGAAACCAACAUCUACGCUCUCUAUGGACUCCUGGACAGCGCACAGAGAUAUUUUAGCAGUGACACUGGUAAUGCUUUCAAGAUGUUUGACUCAACGAAUUACAAUGGCAAAGAUCUCAUCUUCAAAGACUCCACCAUUCGUAUGGUGGGUGUUGCUGACAGGAAGACCUACCAGGAGUGGCUGGGCCAGGGCUACAUGGACGCACUGGAGAACAUGGAGUGUAACUCAUCGACUGCAGUGAUCUCCUCUGCAUGGUUGCUUCUGGUGGCGCUCCUCAGCACCAUGCUGACCACCCUCUGGAUGUAA
This is a messenger RNA of Scomber scombrus (Atlantic mackerel), 2172 nucleotides long. RefSeq names its product melanotransferrin (gene meltf). Bases 1 to 2172 code for a protein of 723 amino acids. The transcript has 16 exons. Gene Ontology annotation, biological process: iron ion transport. Gene Ontology annotation, cellular component: early endosome; recycling endosome; plasma membrane. The record is from RefSeq and is a predicted model, not a curated record. NCBI's taxonomy places the organism in Eukaryota, Metazoa, Chordata, Actinopteri, Scombriformes, Scombridae.